CUUAAUCAGUGUUUCUCCAUAGCAGGUACUUGUUCUGCGGAACGGUUACCAAACAUCGGUUUAGACGGCGUAACACAAGUCCGUCUGCCUUUGAAGUCGUGUCAAGGCUGUAUAGGUGUUCGUCAUGCGUCUCAACGAUACCCGUUCCGAGUAGUUGCUUAUUAUAUGUCUUACCCUUAACCCCAUGUCUCGUUCUAGGGUGUGUAAGGCACACUUACACUAGGGAUACAUAUAUACUAAAUACGUCCGAAUGGUGGUAUUGGCUACGCUUCACAUACGCCCUGGGUAUAAAGACUGAGAAGUCUACCAAUUUUAUAUGAGAUUAUCCUAACAAGAAAUCACAUUUACCAUGGCUAUUUAUCACAUACGAGUCCGGAACUAUCGUUGGGCCCAUCAAAAUAUCGUCGUCCAGUCUCCUAUUCCUAACCUCGACACUUACGCACCAGCAUUAAUCGUCCGUCCCCUAGAAGGCGUCAAUAUAAAUGAACCUAGAAUAAUCAGUAACGUCUCUGAACUGAAUGACGAUAUCUUGGAAGACGAGUAUCAGGUAGAGGCACACGGCGUGUUCAUCUCAACGGAUCAGCAGAGAACCGGUUACUUCCCCCUCUGGGUAACAGUACAUGGCCACGAAUGCGGAAAGAAUAAGAUCCAUGUUGCCAACUUGACAGCAUUUGAAGCUUCUAGCGUUUCCAUUACAGAUGUUUGCUGGAUUCCCUGCCUGGAGGCUCCUGAUGGCAGCUUAUAUACGGCCAUCGGAGCCCCACGGAAAAUAUUCAAAACGACACAGGUGCUGGCUAUCAUGCAGCAAUUAGGGAAACCUAGAGAGGCUAGAUUAGUUCUCGUCGAUCCGGAUAAACUCGAUAGUUACAAGGAGAUUGGCGACGAUCAAAAAAGGAAUAUAUUCGAUAUUCAACACACAGCUAUCCGAACAAACUCUAGGCCUUCAGAACCCCUUCUAAAUGCGUACCGCGUAUUUGCUUCCCCAUAUAGACAUGACUAUGGCCGACUUACACUGGGAGAAAUUAUAGAAGAGGAUCUUGAGAUUCCUCGAUCCUCUAAUUCCGACUGCAGCUCUCAAGGUUUCUCGGAUAGCUCAGACGACGACGAUUCUCUUUAUACCAAACCUAGAUAUUUUUCAAUAGUAGACGCUAAGACCCGCCCCUAUGCUUGCGAUUGCAAAUACGCUGAUCUUCUCCCUACGUGUUUCAACCCGCGCCCAAGCCACCGACAUUGUACAGAUGACGAGUGCUUUCUCGGAUCAAGCCACAUAAAACACUGUAUAUUCGCGGACCACGCACCAAAAGAUUGCGUCAUACCUAGUUCAAAAGAAGUGCACGAACAUUGUAUCCCUGCUCCCCCGUGGGAGGUAAAUCAACCAGACUCGGAGGGAUCUUUCGAGGAAUCUUAUAGCGCUGGCGCCGACAUCCUGUUCGAAGAAGGGGAAGUGGGCAUAAACGACACUCUUAGCCCUACGGAUUCCGAAUCGGCUACCACCGAAUUACUAUUUAUGGAUUCCUAGGUUUAUAUUGCAUUCACCUGCUGCAAAUGGCAUACGGGUGGAUGAAUAAGCAAAGGUGUUGCUGUAGCAUAGCAUUCAUUCUUGAGGAGGUUAGCACUGCUCUGUUCUGGUUA
This is a messenger RNA of Daldinia vernicosa, 1632 nucleotides long. RefSeq lists its product as uncharacterized. The transcript has 2 exons. The record is from RefSeq and is a predicted model, not a curated record. Lineage: Eukaryota; Fungi; Ascomycota; Sordariomycetes; Xylariales; Hypoxylaceae. Bases 350 to 1519 code for a protein of 389 amino acids.